This is a messenger RNA of Solanum verrucosum, 459 nucleotides long. RefSeq names its product kirola-like. The record is from RefSeq and is a predicted model, not a curated record. The coding region runs from base 1 to 459 and encodes 152 amino acids. Gene Ontology annotation, biological process: defense response. NCBI's taxonomy places the organism in Eukaryota, Viridiplantae, Streptophyta, Magnoliopsida, Solanales, Solanaceae. The transcript has 2 exons.
AUGGGUAUAAAGUCUGUGUUGUGUGCCAAGAAAGAAAUGAAGGCUAAUAAAAAUGUGUUUUAUGAUGUCUUUACGAAUAAACCACACCAUGUCUCUACUAUGUGCCCUUUGCAUGUACAAGGUUGUGAGCUUCUUGAGGGUGACUUUGGAAGCAUUGGAUCCAAAAUUUGUUGGACGUAUAUUCUUGAUGGAGAAAAGAAGAUCUCCAAGCAAGUAAUUGAAACUAUAGAUCAUGAAAACAAGGUGCUCACACUUAAAGAAUUUGAAGGUGAUCUAGUUGAUAAAUAUGAUAAUUGGAAGAUAACUCUUCAUAUCGAAACAAAAGGCGAAAUUGAUUUGGUAUGUUGGACAAUGGAGUAUGAAAGACCAAAUGAGAAUGUCCCUGAGCUUAUAAAUUUGUUGGACUUUAUUGUUGGUAUGUCCAAAGCUAUUGAUGAUCAUCAUGUCAAGAUGAAUUGA